GAAAGUAGGUGGAUUUUUCUUUACUAUUUAUAGCACCUGAAACUUUUCAGAUCUUAUCUUUCAACAUGGACUCCAUUAGAAGUUCACAUAUGGGGACAGACAUACAACAUAUAUCAGAGUCAGUGUUUGUGGGAAUGUGUCAUAAAGUGGGGACCUCACAACUGGUGGCCAUGAGGAGAGAUGUGAUGGACAUCAAGGAUAUGGUGGAAAUUCAAGUGAAAACAAGUGAUGAGUACAGAGCGAUGUUGAGUGGAAGUCAAAGAGAAGGAUUCAGACUGGAGGGAUCAGAUAUAGACUAUAUGUCCUGGUUAAAUAAUCACCGUGUGAUCUGGGAAUUAUCUCAGUCUCAGUGUUACAACACACACAGACAUACACUGAUCCUCUGUGACUGUUCUGAUAGUCCACCAGGAUUCACUUUGUUAUAUUUACUCUCACCAAGCAGGAACAGAGACAUUCAGAGAGCUUCUAUUAGAAUAAAUAACAGAAAUUAUAUAUCUAGUUCUAAAUUAAGACAGAUCAUGUGUUUUGACUCCACUCCACAUGGACCCUGUGCCAGUGGAACAAUUGGAACAACAGAAUAUGAUUCUGCCCACUGUUUUAUUUGUGACUUUUGGCCUCCAUCUGCCUCCUCAUGGAUAGACAGAUGUCACUCAUGGCCCCAGCCUCAUGUUGUUGAUGAUAUAGUAAAAAAUGGAUGUCACUUUGUAGCAAUUGGACAUAAGCUAGGAAGUCAUGAAGACCAUGAAUGGAGAAUUUCUUUCUCUUUGGCAGAACAAAAACUAGUAUAUGAAAUGAAUUACUGUCAAUUCUUAACUUAUGGCUUACUUAAGUUGUUCUUAACAGAAGUAAUUAACAAUGGAGUAGGUGAUAAUGAUAAAUUACUGUGUUCUUAUCACAUGAAGACAGCAGUUUUCUGGGUGAUUCAACAAAAUACAAUACCUCACUGGUGUCCACAAAAUCUCCUGGGGGGUUUCUGGGUCUGUUUUAAAGUCAUCCUUAAAUGGGUGUAUGAGGGGGUCUGUCCUAACUUUUUCAUACCAGAUAACAACAUGUUUCUUACUAAAAUUCAUGGCGACAAACAACAUCAACUAUUUAUUAGAUUGUAUGGGUUGUAUGAGAAGGGUAUAACAUUCCUGCUACACAGUCCCUCCAUUAGGGCUUAUAUUAUAAAUGUCCUUUAUAAUCCCAGACUCUCCAUCUGUACAGAUGAACAUACUCUGAUUUCUGAGGCUGAGUUUGAUAUAAAUCUAUAUAGAGAAAUACACUACUAUAACACAUUAUACAAUUUGAACAUACAAAGUUGUACGAGAUAUCUACAUACAAUAGAACAGAUGAUAGGUUUACCUCUCCUGACACAGUAUCAAGCAAUUAUGCUACAGAAACUUACAGCUGAUGUCCUUCAGAGCAUUGCUUUUAUAUUACACAUGGAAACUUACACAUAUAAAAAUAAACAGAGGUAUAGAGCUGACAAAAUCUCCUGUCACAUGCUGAAAUUAGCAGCCAAAUUUGGUUGUAUUACUGACAUGCUGUAUAUAGCCAUGUAUUAUUACAAGACACUUAGAUACAUGGAAGCUUUAUCUAUCAUAGAGAUGAUCAAGGUCAAGUUAGCACAGCCAUAUGUGAUGUAUAGGUAUAAUGUAAAUACAGAGAUGUAUACUGAUGCUGUAGGGGGACAGUUCUGGUCAACAAAGAUGAGACAGGCUGUAUCAGGGGAUAUCAUACUUUACACUAGAAUCCAUUACAUCAGUGAAUUGAUACCAGAACAACAGUCUGCUCUACAGAAUGGCUGGCCUGGAUUACAUGUCCCACCUUUUACACUGUUAUAUAUGCUAGAGAUCUUGUGCUACAGACAUGUAGACACAAUGGGAGCACAAACAGCUCCAGAUGAUCUACAGACAUUACUUCACAUUGAUCAGGGACAACUUAUACCUUUACAUUACAGAGACAUAUCAUGGCAGAUUCUGGGGAUCUGUCAACAGAUGACAGGGAACCUCCAGGCUGCUUUAUACUCAUACCAACAAUCUCUCAGACAAAUACCAUUCAACAAAAUACAAGCAGCUGUGCAAAUGAGAAUAGAUCAGGGAGAGUUCCUUCCAUAAUAUUACUUAAUUAGUAAAAUAAAUGCCAAAGAUUUAUAAAAGUUCACUAGAUAGGGUUUACAUCCUUGUAUAAAUGUCUCAUUUUAUAGUCUCUGACUGAUCCUUUGAUUUCAAACAAGAGGUCCAUGGGUAUCAAUGCUCACCGGAGUCACAUUGGCCCUGCUGUUCUCCAGGGGAUAUGUAUGAGUGUUUAACCCCACUUCAUUCCCAUGAAAAUGGUUGGUCUCAUAUUGUGUUCCCACGUUAAGAAAGCAAUCAUGAUCCACAAAACUUGGAGAUGCUGUAAUAUCAUUGUUAAAUGUGGCUUUGAUGUUAUGGAGAUCUGAUGAAUUUUUUCCCCUGUAUACAAAUCUGGGCUUUAAAAUAUAAUGACCCAAAUUUAUGUCCAACUUUAAUCCUAUUGUCUAUAAUUUGGAAAUAAAUGAAUUUAUAAUUUU
This is a messenger RNA of Saccostrea echinata, 2536 nucleotides long. RefSeq lists its product as uncharacterized. Lineage: Eukaryota; Metazoa; Mollusca; Bivalvia; Ostreida; Ostreidae. The record is from RefSeq and is a predicted model, not a curated record. The coding region runs from base 66 to 2099 and encodes 677 amino acids. The transcript is spliced from 2 exons.